Molecule: messenger RNA, 1620 nt
Organism: Populus nigra (black poplar)
Lineage: Eukaryota; Viridiplantae; Streptophyta; Magnoliopsida; Malpighiales; Salicaceae
Exons: 6
Coding region: 132-1166 (344 amino acids)
Source: RefSeq, a predicted model, not a curated record
UCUCUCUCUAUCUCUCUCUCUCUCUCUCUCUCUCUCUCUCUAUAUAUAUAUAUAUAUAUAUAUAUAUAUCUCGCUGCCCAGCAAACUUCAACUCGAGAAGAGUACUUGGCGAGCAGUGAAUUAGUAUCAUCAUGGUGGGCAUGAGUGGUAAAGAAAGGUCAUCGUGGUCUGUGUUGAUGCCUUCAACAACCCAGCAGCAGCACCACUCCAAUCUUGAACGCUUUCUUCAAUGUGCAACUCCAACUCCGCCUUCUAAAUUCCUUCCUCAGAGCUGCAUUCAUGAUCUAAAUAGCUUAUGGCAACAACCUGGUACCAGGGAUAUGGUUGAAUAUUUCACUUUGGGAGAUUUAUGGGAUUGCUAUGAUGAAUGGAGUGCGUAUGGUGCUGGCACCCAAGUAGUAUUGAGCAGCGGUGAGACCAUUAGGCAAUAUUAUGUUCCUUACCUAUCAGCCAUUCAGAUUUACAGCCAUAAGUCAGUGGUGGCUUCCAGGAACUCAAGAGAGUAUAAUGAUGUUGUCGAACUUGAAAGUGAUUCUUGGAGCGAUGACAGCAUGAGUGAUAAACUGUCCAGGUCUCCAAGCAACAAUUCCAGCAAGACAUGGGAUACCAUUUCCGAGGAUUCCAGCUAUGACCAUGAGGGUUGUUUGUCAAUGAGGGAUAAACUUGGCUAUCUGUACUUUCAGUACUUCGAGAUAUCUUCUCCUUACUGGAGGGUUCCACUUAUGGAAAAGGUAACUGAAUUAUCCAGGAAUAAUCCGGGAUUAAUGACACUUAAGAAUGUGGAUCUUUCUCCAGCAAGUUGGAUGGCAGUUGCUUGGUACCCCAUAUAUCAUAUUCCAUCUCAGGGAAAUGAUAAGGACUUGUCAACGUGCUUCUUGACUUAUCAUACACUGUCAUCAUCAUUCCAAGAUUGUGUCAAUGGGGAUGAUGACAUUGAAGCAAAUGGAGCAGGAAGUGAGCAAAAGGGAGAAGGAAAUGGUGAUAUUUCCCUUCCCCCGUUUGGUCUGGCCACGUACAAAAUGCAAGGGGGUCUUUGGAUAAACCCAGAGACAUCUGAUGAUGAAAGAAUGAUCUAUCUUGAAAGUGCUGCUGGUUCCUGGUUGAAGCAGCUAAAUGUCCACCACCAUGAUUAUAACUUUUUUACCAGCUGUCACUGCACCAUGUAAAUUGGUUUGUGCUUUAACUUGUUUCCCUCCUAGCUAGGUUUGUGUUUCUCUACUGAUUCCGCAACCUCCAUGAAAGCAUUCCCUCUUCGACAGUUGUGACAGCUUUCAGAAACUAAUUCGUUUGGAUAUUAAUGUACAACUUUACUAAGCGUCCUUGGGAUCGACAAGCAUAUAUGUAAAUCGUUUCAAAGCUAACGUAUUUCUGAAUAAGCCAUGAUUCCCCAAGAAUCCAAUGGCUUCUUGAUCCAGAAAGUUUUGUUAGAGGGGGAGUUUGUUUUGUGGACUGAGUUGGUUUCCGUCGCAAAGAAAGAGAAGAUAAUACAAGUGAGAGUUUGUCGAUUGGCAACUUAGUUUCUUUUGUAUCUUAUUAUCCGAACUUGUAUAAGGAUUGGUUUGUUAGUUUAUCUGUGAAAAGGAUUGUAAAAUGUAAAUGGUUUUGGUUUCUUUCCUUCUA